Caenorhabditis remanei is the source of this 1296-nucleotide messenger RNA. RefSeq lists its product as uncharacterized. Lineage: Eukaryota; Metazoa; Nematoda; Chromadorea; Rhabditida; Rhabditidae. The record is from RefSeq and is a predicted model, not a curated record. The transcript is spliced from 9 exons. The coding region runs from base 1 to 1296 and encodes 431 amino acids.
AUGUCGGAACCGACGCAUAAAAACGACGAUACAAAAUGGAAAAUCUUUUCAAUGUCUGAUAAAACACUCGGAAAAGAUCCGAAGUAUCCCAACUCGUUGACCAACUGGGUGAUCUCGGAUGGAAAAUCCCUUAAGCUGCUUCCCAAUCACUAUGCACUCCCAGAAGACAUUCGCAAAACUCAGAAAAUGAAUUAUUUUUUGAUCGAUUACCGCGAAUUGCGUGCAAUCAAAAGCGUGGAAUCGAGUUUACCGGGAUUCACCUGGAAAACGUGUGCAGACUUCUUCGGGACUUUUGAGACGUUUGCAAAGAUGCUAAAAAUGUUUGGCGGUGGUGUCCAGAAGAAAUUUUACCUUCGUGUAAUCUCUGCUAAUGUGAUGGGCGACGAGCAACCAGGGGAUUCUCGAGUUUUUGCUGAUGAGGUGGCAAUUAUGAUCCCAUUUUUGAGAGAACAACAGGGAAUGCCUUUCGAAAACGGUGCAGAUGAGCAUGAUAAAAUUUUCAAAAGGUUCAAUCCACUCCUCCAAUUUUAUUCCACUAUCACGCUCGACGACUUGGAAAAGUUGCUCAAAGAAUAUGAUGUUGACAAGUCGUUAUUAACACUUGUGGACGAUCCCGUUCAUGUCAUCGGAUGGAGAUCACUUGAAAUGACGGGUACACCGUUCAAAGUCCUAAAUGCCAUUAGUUUUCCUAUCAUCAGCAAAAAACAGGCGAUACUGUACAUGUUUCAACACUUAGUUUGCGGUGUGAAUUGGGAAGAAGUUUCACUAGGUGUUCGUUCCCAUAUUAUUGGGGUCGUCGGUAUGUGCAGUGUAGGUCCAAAUGGCGAUUACUUGGCCUUUGACGCUGUUGUCAACCUCAUUGUUCUUGUGAAUCAAAUCCGUUCUCCAAAUGAUCUGGUUGGUUAUGACGAGUACAAAGAAAUUGCUGCAGCGUUCAACUUGCCGGUUUACGUAUUUGUGAAUAUGAACUUGCCGGCUCUGCCAGUAUGGAUGCUCAGAGCAUUGCUCACUCUCGGAUGGCUUCACAGUAUAGUUCAAAACGAUGCCAAGUUGCACGAUUUUGUCGCUGGUAUUGCUGAGGCAACCAUAACUGCUCUCAUGGCUACAAUUCCGAAAGUUGAUCGAAAGUUCAUUAGAGAUGUACAGAAAGAAGCUCUUGGCUACAUUUUUAAACAACUUGGAUUGAAAGAAGAACAAGGCAAGGUUUUAGGUGUCCAUGCCCAGCAACACGAGGAAGAGAAUGUUGAGAAACCAGGAAAGAAUGGAAAGACCGCAGGACAAGAUGAUAAGUCAUAA